AUGAAGAGGUCAUCGUUGAACAACAAAGAAGAUAGAAUCAGCACACUACCAAAUGUACUUCUCCAUCGCAUUCUAUCUUUCGUGGACUCCGUACAAGUUGUUCAAACCUGUGUUUUGUCCAAAAGAUGGAUGAAUGUGUGGAAAUCUCAUCCCUAUCUUGACUUCAAUUAUGAGACAUUUUCAUCAAUGAUAGAGUUCGAUGAUGAGGAGGAUGGAAUGAUCGUUUUCACUGACUUUAUCAAUCAGGUUUUAGUACGUCGCAAUAACUUUAAGGCUGUUAAGCUUUCCUUCGAUCUAUGUCAUUACACUCGGAAUAGUUUGGUAGAAUCUUUGAUAUAUUAUGCAGUUAAGCAUAAUGCAGAAGAGAUUUGCAUAAAUAAUGCUUAUUGUUAUAGGCCAAUUGUGUUGCCUCAUUGUUUCUUUAACUGUGAAUCAUUGAGAAGCCUAAAAUUGAAAGUUGGUAGCAGUGACAUAGUUUUGCCAGAAUCAUUGGGGUUGCCAUCUUUGAAGACAUUGCAUCUUGGUGGGGCUAAAAAUUUUGAUGGGAAGAUUUUCUCAAGUUGCCCAAAUCUUGAAAAUCUGACACUUGAAGAUAUAAGCUUAUUUGGUAUUACAACUUUCAAUAUUCAUGCUCUUAAUCUGAAAAGCUUGGAAAUUUUGAAUUGGAGAAAUAGUAUAAUUGUGCAUCAAUGCAAGGUUAUGAUUUUUGCUCCUAAGCUUACCAAUUUCAAGUUUCAUGGGAACACUCCUUUAGUUUGGUCUGCAGUGAAUGUUACCUCUAUAGAUGAUGUGAAUGUAGUCUUGCAGAAAGACUAUCGCAUUUAUUACCAUCCAUACUAUGCAGAAGAAGAUGGAUACUUUUCAGAUGUAUAUGAAACCGAGCAGGAGCUUUGUCGCAAUCUCAUCAAGAUGCUUCAUGAGUUCUGUAAUGCAAAAUCUUUGACAUUAUCCGUGAAUAUCUUUGAGGUUUUUUCGAAGGUUCCUGCUGCUCUAAAUGAAUGUCCUUCUCCAUUUACUAAUUUGAAGUAUCUGAAGUUGAAAACUGACCACAAGGAUGUCACUAUACCUGCCCGGGUCUUGAAUUACUUUCUUAGGAGCUCUUCUUUGCUGAAACAUGUGAAUGUCUUUCAAGUGCCUAGGUACACCUUUGGGGCUUGUAAUCUUCUUUAG
This is a messenger RNA of Dovyalis caffra, 1170 nucleotides long. The record is from the annotation of a GenBank genome assembly. NCBI's taxonomy places the organism in Eukaryota, Viridiplantae, Streptophyta, Magnoliopsida, Malpighiales, Salicaceae.